Molecule: messenger RNA, 318 nt
Organism: Coccomyxa subellipsoidea C-169
Lineage: Eukaryota; Viridiplantae; Chlorophyta; Trebouxiophyceae; Coccomyxaceae
Exons: 2
Source: RefSeq, a predicted model, not a curated record
GACGCUAUGAAGUUCAAUGGGCCUGCACCAGAGGUAAUCAACUGCCGCCUAGCAAUGAUCGGCUUCCUUUAUGCAGCCAGCAACGAAGGCUCGAGUGGAAAGUUAGUUCUAGACCAGAUCCAGGAAUCCCCUUGGUUUCCUUUGGCAUUAAGCGCCAUCUUCAUCUGGGCAUCGCUAGUACCCAUCACAAAGGGCGCCAAGCGGGAGAGCUUUGGCUGGUUCACUCCAAAAGCUGAGCUCACAAAUGGGCGCACAGCAUGUCUGGCAUUUGCAGUCCUUCUUCUUCUGGAGCAUAAGAGUGGGGUAGCAUUCUUUUGA